GUGCAUCUAAAUCCGAACCCCCCCGCUCUUGGUCAGAGGGGGAGUAAAGCAAACAACGGCGGACAUGGUGCGCCCAGGAAAAGCGCUUGCGGCGCCCCAGCUCCUCCUCCUCGUGUUCCUCUGCCUCCUAGCCGGUGGAGCCCGCGCAUCCCCGCCCACAGACGCGCUACGCCGCGUCUCCCCGCGCGCGGGGGCCGGUGGCCUCUGCCAGCAGCUGCUCCUGCCGCAGGGUUACCCGUGCACCGAGCACACCGUUCAAACGGAUGAUGGCUUUCUUUUGUCUCUUCAGCAUAUUCCACAUGGCAGAAAUGGAAUUGCAGAUAAUACUGGACCUCCAGUUUUUCUUCAGCACGGUCUUUUCCAGGGUGGAGAUACAUGGUUCAUAAACUCCAAUGAACAAUCACUUGGAUAUAUCCUUGCUGACAAUGGUUUUGAUGUUUGGGUCGGAAAUGUUCGUGGCACACGUUGGAGUAAAGGCCACUCUACUCUCUCUGUUCAUGAUAAGCUUUUCUGGGAUUGGAGUUGGCAAGACCUUGCUGAAUACGACGUUUUGGCAAUGUUAAGCUAUGUAUAUACAGUUGCACAGUCCAAAAUUUUGUAUGUGGGACAUUCACAGGGAACUAUCAUGGGUUUGGCUGCGUUUACAAUGCCUGAAACAGUAAAGAUGAUAAGCUCUGCUGCGCUUCUUUGUCCCAUUUCUUACCUUGAUCACGUCAGUGCUAGUUUUGUUCUUAGAGCAGUUGCCAUGCAUCUUGAUGAGAUGCUUGUUAUUAUGGGCAUCCAUCAGUUGAACUUCCGGAGCGAUAUGGGUGUACAGAUAUUAGAUUCGCUGUGCGAUGAUGAACAUUUGGACUGCAACGAUCUGUUAUCUUCAAUAACAGGUCAAAACUGUUGUUUCAAUUCAUCUCGGAUUGACUAUUAUUUGGAGUAUGAACCCCAUCCGUCAUCAACAAAAAAUUUGCGGCAUCUUUUCCAGAUGAUCAGGAAAGGCAGCUUCGCAAAGUACGACUAUGGAUGGUGGGGAAACCUAAGGCGCUACGGCCAGCUGCGUCCUCCCUCAUUCGAUCUAAGCAGCAUACCGGAAUCACUGCCGAUAUGGAUGGGGUAUGGAGGCCUUGAUGCCCUGGCUGACGUAACAGACGUUGAGCGCACCAUCAAAGAGCUGAGAUCCACGCCAGAGCUCUUGUACAUUGGUGGUUAUGGCCACAUUGAUUUCAUCAUGAGCGUCAAGGCAAAGGAAGAUGUUUAUGUUGACUUAAUGAGGUUUCUCAGGGCCCAGCAGGGAAUGCACAGUAGCUAUUAGGACGCACGUCACGUACGCCUUCAAAUAAAUGCUUAUGCUAUGAUGACAGUACGACCAUGUAAAUACGGACACAGCAUAGCAUGUAAAUACAAACAGUCUAUUGCAUUGCAUGUAAAGUGGUGUGUGGAUUGUUCUCCAUUUGAUGUACUGCUUUCUGAGUACAGUACACAUGUACAUCAGUACAUGUAACAUGUGUAUAUGACAAAAAUGUAGCACAUGCAACUUGGCUUAUUUCGUGCCGAUUGUGUGCUUGCAUUUGGGGAGGAAAUCGAGUUGCAAAUACAUAAGACUAUCUCU
Zea mays is the source of this 1600-nucleotide messenger RNA. RefSeq names its product Triacylglycerol lipase 1. Gene Ontology annotation, biological process: lipid metabolic process. The transcript has 9 exons. Gene Ontology annotation, molecular function: hydrolase activity, acting on ester bonds. The record is from RefSeq and is marked validated. Bases 65 to 1303 code for a protein of 412 amino acids. Lineage: Eukaryota; Viridiplantae; Streptophyta; Magnoliopsida; Poales; Poaceae.